This is a messenger RNA of Micromonas commoda, 1578 nucleotides long. RefSeq lists its product with no specific name. Gene Ontology annotation, cellular component: cytoplasm. The transcript is spliced from 2 exons. The coding region runs from base 1 to 1008 and encodes 335 amino acids. The record is from RefSeq and is a predicted model, not a curated record. NCBI's taxonomy places the organism in Eukaryota, Viridiplantae, Chlorophyta, Mamiellophyceae, Mamiellales, Mamiellaceae.
AUGACAGUCAACGAUAAAACCCCGGUGACGAUCAUCACCGGUUUCCUUGGUGCCGGGAAGACGACACUCGUCAACCACAUCCUCACAGCCAAGCACGGCAAGCGCAUCGCCAUCAUCGAGAACGAAUUCGGCGAAGUCGGCGUUGACGAUGGUCUCGUCGUGGAGACCAAAGAAGAGAUCUUCGAGAUGAACAACGGGUGCAUCUGCUGCACCGUCCGCCAGGACCUCAUCCGGAUCCUCAACAAACUCAUGCGACGAAAAGACGCGUUCGACCACAUCAUCAUCGAAACCACCGGUCUGGCGGACCCGGCCCCGGUCGCGCAGACCUUCUUCGUGGACGAGGAUCUCAAGGAGGAUCUGUACCUAGACGCCAUCCUCACUGUUGUCGAUGCCGCACACCUAUCCGCCCACCUGGACGAAAUCAAACCGGAGGGGGUGGAGAACGAAUCGGUGGAGCAGAUCGCGUUCGCCGAUAAGAUCCUACUCAACAAGAUAGACCUUCUCAAGUCCGACGACGAUAAAGCGUCGCUGGUGAAGAAGAUCCGAUCGAUCAACGCCAGGGCCGCCAUCAUCGAAUCUCAACACUCCGCGGUGGACAUCGAUUCUAUCCUUGGAAUCAAAGCGUUCAGCCUGGAUGCGACGUUGGAGCAGGACGCCGAGUUUCUCGAUACUGACGCCGAGCAUCAGCACGACGAAUCCGUGACCAGUGUCGGGAUCGAGGUGGCGGAUGCCGCGAUGGACAUUACAAAGCUGGAAGCUUGGCUGCGCAAACUUCUUAGCACCAGAGGUGAGGAUAUCUUCCGAAGCAAGGGUAUUCUCAACGUGUCGGGCACAGAUGAACGGUACGUGUUCCAAGGCGUGCACAUGAUGAUGGAGAUGUCGUCGUCCGCGGAGGGUAAGUUUGAGGGUUGGGGGAAGGACCAGAAGCGGGUCUCGAGGGUGAUCUUCAUCGGGCGGAACUUGGACAGGAGUGAUCUUGAAUCCGGCUUCAAGGCGUGCAUCGCAUAAUAAAAUUCCGGUCGGGCGCGGUGUCCGUGCGACUGAAGUUGCCGCAGCCAAAUCCAGAAAUAGCACUGUCGAGCGGAGCGAGCAGCUGGCUGGAGACCAAGCAGACACCGGAGAUGGCGGCCAUCGCGGAGUCGGCGAUGAUGUCGGCGGGGCGAGGCGGGGGCAUGGACGCGGGGGCGGCGAGGGCAGCGAGGGCGAGGGCGUACGAGGACCUGGUCGCUGGCGGGGUGCUGGCGUGUUCCGAUUACGGGAGGAAAAACUCCCUCGUGCAGUGGGCGCUGCGGUGCAAGUCGAUGCUGUGAACUAGCUAGCUAUCGUAGUAGAAGGUACGAAGGUACCUUCCUUCGUGACGUAUUCGUUUGCGAGGGUUUCGUCUUGUGACGUCGCGGGCUCCGGGUCAUCGGCUACUCAAGGCCGGUUGUUGUUCGGCGCGAGAAAGGCCGGCAAGGGCACGCCCAGCGACUUGAGUAUCCCCGGCGCCUCCUUCGCCGCCAACUCCGCGCCCUGCUCCAGCCAGCUCGUCGCCAGCUUCGCCCUGUGCUCGUUCGUCGGCAUCCUGUAGAGGUACGC